AUGAAGACUAACGGCUCUGCGUUUCGCUUUAGUGUUGUUCUUCUUGCCCUUUUUCUGUGUUGGGAAUCUGGGAUGGUGUGUUCUUUGUCCGUGAAGGGAUUAAUCAGGAUGAGGGAUGGCGGUGUUCUGGGUGGGAUUGGUCAUUACGGAGGAACCCAGAACAAUGGAGAAAUCGAAAGCCUCGGGCGCUUCGCGGUUCAAGAACACAACAAGAAUGAGAAUGCACUUCUUGAAUUCGGGAGAGUAAUUAAGGCUAAAGAACAGGUAGUUUCUGGUAUGUUGUAUCAUCUGACUCUUGAGGUAGUGGAUGCUGGGAAGAAGAAAAUCUAUGAAGCUAAAGUUUGGGUGAAGCCCUGGAUAAACUUCAAAAAGCUGGAGGAAUUCAAGCAUAUCAGUUAUGUCUCUCCUCUUGCUUCAUCUGUAAAUUGA
Oldenlandia corymbosa var. corymbosa is the source of this 429-nucleotide messenger RNA. The record is from the annotation of a GenBank genome assembly. NCBI's taxonomy places the organism in Eukaryota, Viridiplantae, Streptophyta, Magnoliopsida, Gentianales, Rubiaceae.